GCCGCCGCUGCCGCGCCCUCGCGCUGGGCCCGGGCUGUGCCCGCCGCCGGCCGCGUCCCCCCGCAGCGCCGCCCGGCCGGGUGCAUGCAUUGUGGGCCUCCCGACAUGGUCUGCGAGACGAAGAUCGUGGCCGCGGAGGACCAUGCGGCGCUGCCUGGGGCCAAGAAGGACUCGCUGCUCAACGCCGCAGGCGCCAUGUGGCCCCCGCUGCCUGCCGCGCCCGGCCCGGCCGCCGCGCCCCCCGCGCAGGGACCCCCGGCUGGCGGCGGCGCGGGGGGAGCGGGUAGCGCGGGGCCGCCGGGGGGGCGCGACGUGUGCAUCCGCGAGUUCCGCGCCGCUGAGCAGGAGGCAGCGCGCCGCAUCUUCUACGACGGCAUCCUUGAGCGUAUCCCCAACACCGCCUUCCGCGGCCUGCGGCAGCACCCGCGCGCGCAGCUGUUCUACGCCCUGCUGGCCGCGUUCUGCUUUGCCGUGACCCGCUCGCUGUUGCUGACUUGCCUGGUGCCCGUGGGGCUGCUGGCCCUGCGCUACUACUACAGCCGCAGGGUGAUCCUGGCUUACCUGGACUGCGCGCUGCACACCGACAUGGCCGACAUUGAGCAGUACUACAUGAAGCCCCCCGGCUCCUCCUUUUGGGUGGCUGUGCUGGACGGUAACGUGGUGGGCAUUGUGGCUGCACGUGCCCACGAGGAGGACAACACGGUGGAGCUGCUACGCAUGUCUGUGGACUCCCGCUUCCGUGGCAAGGGCAUCGCCAAGGCGCUGGGCCGGAAGGUGCUGGAGUUUGCGGUUGUGCACAACUACUCUGCGGUGGUGUUGGGGACCACAGCUGUCAAGGUGGCUGCCCACAAGCUCUAUGAGUCACUGGGCUUCAGACAUAUGGGCGCAAGUGACCAUUACGUGCUACCUGGCAUGACCCUCUCGCUGGCCGAGCGCCUCUUCUUCCAGGUCCGCUACCACCGCUAUCGCCUGCAGCUUCGUGAGGAGUGAGGGUCACUGCCCGCCCACCGCCCCAUCCGCCCCCCUACACCUGUGCCCACCCACCUGCCCACCCACCCGCCUGCCGCCUGGUGCGGCCCUGCUUCCAGACGCUCACCUUGGCGUUUGUGUUGGGCUUUCUCCUUCAACAUCACGUGGUUAUCUGGCUGUUCCUGGGUGUGUGGGGCUGUUGCUCAUCUGAGACAGGGCAGUGGGUGGGGUCUGCAGCCAUGGCCUCCCCCCCAGCCUUGGGAAGCGGAGUUGUGGACCCUCAGACUACCCACCAAGCUGCCACCUGCCUCUGUCCGGAAGGCCUCAUCUCAUUAAGCACAGAAGCUCUGCCCAAAUCCUCCAGGAGCAGACUCCAGCCCCCUGGCCAGGCUGUGGCCCGGCCAUUGUCCCUGAAAUGUGGCCCAGGCUGGCUGGCCGCUGCCCUUAGGGAGGCUGAGGUGGCUUCAGGCCCCAUGCUGCUCUGUGCAUGCUGAGGACGUGGCUGUCUGCCGCAUGCCGCAUGCCACAGCCCCUGCCCUGCUGCCCUUCCCAGACCGGACCCAGGACCCAGGCCUGUGUGCACUCCAGGGGGGCUGGCCUGGGCCCGCCCACCCUGCACCCACUCCUGCUUUGCUUUGAUACUCCUGGUAUCCCUGCAUCCUGUGCCUGGGCUUGGCUGACUUGGUGCAGCACCCAGGUGUGGUUCCUGUAGUGACCUGUCUUACAUCAUGGCGGGGGCCCAGGGGGACACCUGUUCCCCAGUGCCUACUAGAUCAGGCGACCCCUCCCAGCUACCUGUGGCCCCCUGCCUCAGCUGUCUGCCGGGGUCCACCCUGUGAAUCUUACUAGCCCAGGCUGCUGCCGGUGAUGCCCAGCCACAGCUUCUCCCAGCCUGAAACUGACCCGUUUUCUAAUAAGUUACUUAGACAGAAUAGCACUCUGCAUGACUUUAAUUCUUGGGACAAAAUGGUAGUUUGUACCUUCAGACACACACGUCCGUGUGGUGCUAGCAUAUGCACUGUUUCUGGCCCCGUUUGAUGGGGGUGGGUGGAGGGCUUCAUAGUGAGAUCUGGGGAGACCCUGACCUAGUGUAAUCCCUCUGCAAAAACAUUCCUGGCUUGUGAGGAAGCUGCAGGCUGCCCCUUCCAGCCCUGGUCUGCAGGACUGAGGGGACAGGGCCCAUCCCAUAGUCCUGGAGGGGAGUUGGGCACUGCCAAGGGAAGGUGAGCAGGACCUGCUAUCUCGCCGUGGCCAGCUCAGCUGACUUGAGGGUGGCUGGGCAGGGAGAGGGAUGGUAGGGCUGGAAGUGACCACUGGUCAACUGAGCCUGUGCCUAGUCUUAUAUGGGAGGGCCACCCAGACCCCUUUGUGUGGAGCUUGAGGGACUGGGGGAAUGGCAGGCAGGGUGGCCACAGAGCUGGGACCCUGACACCGAGAAUAUGCUCUUAGGCUCUUCAGGAGGGAAUGGAUUGGCAGCCCAGCCCUCACUCCAGGGGCCUUUUUGUUCUGUUAGCAGUUGAGGCACUUGCAGAGCACUGUACAGACCCCGCUAUCCCCUGUACAUUCCUCCCUGGUGGCGCCCGGUCCCCUUUGGGGGUGGGAGUUUUGUAGACUGUACAGAAAUUGGCACCCUAUUUUCUUGCAGCUCUCAGAUUUUGUUAAUCUGGAUUAUACAGACAGACGUAAAGUGUUUUAGCAAAAUGGAAAACAAACAGUUGUGCCUUCUUUUUCUGUUUGGUUUGGUGUUGGCUUGGGCUGGUCUUAGUUGCUGGGGGCCGUUGGGGCUGCUGGCCAGUCUUAGGCCCUGGGCCGGGGCAAGGCCGCUGUAAGUGGCAGUGUCUGGUUGGUGGGCAGCUCCAGCCAGCAAGGCUUCACUCCCUGUGCCUUCAGAGCCUGUAGUUGCUGGGGCUGGGCAAUGGGGUGGGGGCAGCUGGGCUCACAGAUCAGGCAGAGCCCGGUACCAGGGAGCCCUUAAGCUGACCUGGGGCUGGCUCUUGGCAGCCCCAUUGCUGGGCUCAGAGGCCUUCCUGGCCUAAGCUGCCUCUGCCCCAAGAGAUCUCUUGCCAGCCAUGCGGGCCAUGGGUCGAGGGAGGGACACUUGCUGGGCUCUCAACUGUCUUUUGGCACCCUUCUGUCGCUGCUGGGAUUUGGCUAAGAUGCCAGGAGCAGGUUGGCAGGGUGGGCUUCAGCCCUCGCCAGGCUGGCAGGCAGACCUCCUGUCCCUUGGAGCUACAGGCUGGGUGCGCUGGUGCCCCUGCCCACCCCAGCCCUCCAUGUCCCCCAGCUUGAGCGCUAAUUGCUCCGCAGUUGUGCACUGACACAAAUUUUAUACGUUUGUGGAAACUGCUGUGUCUUCUACCUCCAUGGAGGCCCUUCUGGGCUCACUGCCGGUGUUUGGUGUGGUUCCUCUGAGUUUGCCAGCCCACUGCUCCCUCCCUGGGUCUCUCACCGCUUUGUGGCCUGACAAAGUCUAGGGAGCCCAGCCUGGGGGCCCAGGGUUUCUGUUGUUUGUUUGCAGGCCUCUGUGGAGCGGGAGGGUGGAUGCUGGGGCAGUGUCCAGGCCAUCAGUGUUUGCUGAGCCUGGGGAACAGCUGCUAGGUGUCCCCUGGCAGCUCCCCUGUGGGUCCUGCAUCCAUGCAGACAGUCAGCCCCUGGGGUGGGUGGCCAGGAGGUUGGCACACCUGUACUGAGGCCAUCUGUGGUUGGCCCGAGUGCAGGGAGGUUGAGCUCUUGUGUCCAUGGCAGCCUCUCCCCAGUCCUACAUCUACUUCCGUGCCCAGUGGCUGAGAUGUGUGCAGAUGGUGGGGCUGAGGGAGUGGAUAGCAGCCCAGAGACCUUGAGGCCCUGCGUGGCCCCUGGCCUGCUCUGGGUCCUUUCUCAGAGCGAUGGGCAUUCACAGGCCCUAGAGGGGAGAAGAGCUUCCCGGCCUUUGCCAGGUCCCCUUUGCCAGGGGUGCUCUGAGCCCGGGCCUGGCUUUGAGAGGCUUAUUGCCUGUGCCGCCUGUGCCACCUGCCCUUGCCUGUCCUGGGUGGCCUGAGCCCAUGCUCUCCCUGGAGCUGGCUUCGGGGGCUGCGUAUGUGGCCAGGGCUGUCUGGGCUUUGCUGGUAUGUGGGCUUCUUGGGCUGUAGGUGGCUCCCAGCCUGGCGGGGAAUGUGUGGGCACCUGUGGGCCCAUCUCCCUGUCAGUGCCUGAGGGGCAGCCGGGGGCUGCCCCUGCCUGUCGGUGGGUGUGUGCUGGUGUGUGUGCCGGGCCUGGCCUUGGGCUCAGGCUGUCAGGGUUGAGUUCAGGGCUGGCCCUGGAAUGAACUGCCCCAUGGUGCGACGUCCAUGGGCAGCACAGCUUGCCAGAGCUGCCCGGGCUGGGGUGGAGGCUGAGCCCUGACUUACCAUCUUUGGAUGUAUUUUUUAAACAGCAAUAAUUAGCCAUUUUAAGGAAGGGGUGUACCCACAUGUGUGCGUGCGUGGCUGUGUAGUGCAGCUGUGUGAGCGUCUGUGGAUGUGUGCACGUGAGUAUGCGUGUGUCUGAGCAUCUGUGCACACUGCCUGCGUGUGGACACCUGCAUACGAGUGUGUGUGCACGUGUGUGUGUACAAGUGCUGCACGUGUGAGCCUGUGUGCCUGUGGGUGAGCACUGCGUGUGUGCCUGUAAACAGCUGUCCAUGUGGAUGGAGUGUGUGCGCACAUGUGAGUGUGUGCAGGUGUUGCGAUGGGGAGGGCGUGGGCAGGGCUUCCUGCUCUGGGAGGCGCUCUGUGGUGAGAAGCAGGGUCCCGGGCCCCGGGCCGGGCCGGCUCUAUGUGUGUACCCCAGCCCUGCUGGGUGCCAGAUAGGUGGUCAGCUGCAGUCCACCUCCCUCUUGGCCGAGGCAGGGCAGAGGCAGGAGGCCCCAUGAACAGACCUGCCCUGCUUUGGUUGGGGCAGGGGCCACGUCUUGGUGGGUCUCACUGCCGUGGUGUGUUCCUAAGCUGUACUGUGAGCCCAGGACAGGGCGGGUGUCCUUUGGCCCCGGGAUGUGCCAAAGCAGCCCCGAGGGCCAGGUGACAAGCCGAGUCCCCAGGAGACAGGCUGGGCCCAAGUGGGUGUGUGCCAGCCUGCAUGGCCCCCAAUGCUGCUGUUUUUCAAUAAAAUCAGAGUUGAAGGAAC
Heterocephalus glaber (naked mole-rat) is the source of this 5109-nucleotide messenger RNA. It is a transcript of the gene Aspnat, whose product is annotated as aspartate N-acetyltransferase. The record is from RefSeq and is a predicted model, not a curated record. Lineage: Eukaryota; Metazoa; Chordata; Mammalia; Rodentia; Bathyergidae. Gene Ontology annotation, cellular component: mitochondrial membrane. Gene Ontology annotation, molecular function: L-aspartate N-acetyltransferase activity.